CUUGUGCAGCAGCGGCAGCAGCAACUCGGCACUCCUUCGCGACGAUUCGGCCGGGUGCCCCUGGCGGCCGUUGCCAGGGUGGGGGUCGCUUUGCGGCAUGGCGAUGGCGGAGGGCGAGCGGACUGAGUGUGCUGAGCCCCCCCGGGACGAGCCCCCGGCUGAUGGCGCUCUGAAUCGGGCAGAGGAGCUCAAGACGCAGGCCAACGACUACUUCAAAGCCAAGGACUACGAGAACGCGAUCAAGUUCUACAGCCAGGCCAUCGAGCUGAACUCCAGCAAUGCCAUCUACUAUGGCAACCGCAGCCUGGCCUACCUGCGCACCGAGUGCUACGGCUACGCGCUGGCCGACGCCACACGGGCCGUCGAGAUCGACAAGAAGUACAUUAAGGGCUACUACCGCCGGGCUGCCAGCAACAUGGCCCUGGGCAAGUUCCGGGCCGCCCUGCGUGACUACGAGACGGUGGUGAAGGUGAAGCCCCACGACAAGGAUGCCAAAAUGAAGUACCAGGAGUGCAACAAGAUUGUGAAGCAGAAAGCCUUUGAGCGGGCCAUUGCAGGAGAUGAGCACAAGCGCUCCGUGGUGGACUCGCUGGACAUCGAGAGCAUGACCAUUGAGGAUGAGUACAGCGGUCCCAAGCUCGAGGAUGGCAAAGUGACAAUCACCUUCAUGAAGGAGCUCAUGCAGUGGUACAAGGACCAGAAGAAACUGCACCGGAAAUGCGCCUACCAGAUCCUGGUACAGGUCAAAGAGGCCCUCUCCAAGCUGAGCACGCUCGUGGAGACCACGCUCAAAGAGGUGCGCGCCGUGGGGCAGUGUGCGGACGGGCCAGGGGUGGGGGGCUCCCCGGCUGGGGAGGGGCUGAAGAAGAGGAAGGAGCUUGGAGAGCUCAAAGUGUCCGAGGCUGUGCAGCCAGCCGGAGGGCGCAUCCGCAGCCAAGGCCGGUUGCCAUGA
Leptonychotes weddellii (Weddell seal) is the source of this 952-nucleotide messenger RNA. NCBI's taxonomy places the organism in Eukaryota, Metazoa, Chordata, Mammalia, Carnivora, Phocidae. The record is from RefSeq and is a predicted model, not a curated record.